UCAGCGGUGCCUCGAGCAAACUUUGGCACUAUUCAUCUGUGCUCUUUCAUAAUGUCAGGUUUUGGAAGGUGUAACACUGUAAGUCGCUAGUCAGCAUGUUCACUAUAGACGGUACAAUCGGAUCUACGGAAUACAGUCAAAACCACCAGGAAUGCAUCGACGAAACCGCAGACAGCCUGGGACUGUCAGCACAGGGGUUCAUGCAGAGCUUGGUGAAGGACAGAGACAAGCAGGCCAUCGAGUCAAACGUUAAAAGCAUUCAAGGGAUCGCUGACCAUGCGUCGCUCGCACCAGCCGACUGUCUUUGGACAACGGAGGCCAGUGGUUCCGUUAAACUUAGGAUAGAUGAAACAUGCCUGCAGGAACCUGUCACUCUCCACCAGAUGUUUAAAUCCUCAGUGGAGAGGUAUGGUGACCUGUGGGCUCUGGCGACCAUGAAGCACGGUGGAUGGGAGAAGAUCACAUUCUCUGAGUACUACCGCUGCUGUCGAGCGGCCGCCCGGAGCUUCCUAAAGCUUGGCUUGGAGAGGUUCCAUAGUGUGGCCAUUCUUGGGUUUAAUUCCGCAGAAUGGUUCUUUUCAGCGGUUGGUGCCAUAUUUGCAGGAGGGAUAAUGACUGGAAUCUAUGCCACAAACUCUCCAGAAGCAUGCCACUACAUCGCUAAUGACUGCGAAGCUAACGUCAUUGUGGUGGAAAAUCGAAGGCAGCUGGACAAGAUUCUGCAGGUUAAGGGUAGGCUGCCUCAUUUGAAAGCUAUCAUACAAUAUUCUGAACCAACUGAGAUGUCGCUGCCCAAUUUGUACUCGUGGGAGGAGUUUAUGGCCCUCGGAGAGGAUAUCCCCGAGAAAGAUCUGGAUGAUGUCAUCAACAGUCAGAAAGCGAAUCAGUGCUGUGUUCUCAUUUAUACAUCUGGAACAACGGGGAAGCCCAAGGGAGUGAUGCUUAGCCAUGAUAAUAUCACAUGGAUCGCCUUCCACGCAAGCAGGGUAGGGGACAUGCAGCCCGGCGAUGUCCACCAAGAGGUCCUGGUCAGCUACCUGCCCCUCAGCCACAUCGCCGCUCAGAUCUACGACCUCUGGACUGGCAUUCAAUGGGGGGAGCUUGUUUACUUUGCACAGCCUGAUGCUCUAAAGGGAAGUUUAGUGAGCACUCUGAAGGAGGUCCAUCCCACAUCUCUCAUGGGUGUUCCUCGCGUUUGGGAAAAAAUGAUGGAGAAGAUCAAAGAAGGCAUCACCCAGUUGGGCUACGUGAAGAAGAAACUGGUGACGUGGGCUAUGUCUGUUAGCCUGGAGGCUCACCAAAGGGGCAUCAGCAAGAGUGAAGGAAGGCCGUUCCUCCUGAACGUGGUGGACAGCCUUGUGCUGGAGAAGCUCCGCGCCGAGCUCGGCUUCUCUGGCUGCCAGAAGUUCUUCUCGGGGGCGGCCCCCUUAGCCAGUGAGACGCUGGCCUUCUUCCUGGGCCUGGACAUCAGGCUGUACGAGGGCUAUGGCAUGAGCGAAAGCUCUGGGCCUCACUUCAUGUCCGGCCCAAAUGCCUACAGGCUCUCAAGCUGUGGCAAAGUGAUUCCUGGCUGCAAGUUCAAGCUGGACAAAGAGGACGCAGAUGGGAACGGGGAGGUGUGCCUCUGGGGACGCAACAUCUUCAUGGGCUACCUAAAUAUGGAGGACAAGACGCGGGAGGCCUUGGACGAGGAGGGCUGGCUGCAUUCCGGGGAUCUCGGAAAGGCAGAUGAGGACGGCUUCCUUUACAUCACCGGCCGGAUGAAAGAGCUGAUAAUCACGGCAGGUGGGGAAAAUAUCCCGCCAGUGCUCAUAGAAGACGCAGUGAAAAAGGAAAUUCCCAUCAUCAGCAACGCCAUGCUGAUUGGGGACAAGAGGAAGUUCCUGUCGAUGCUGCUGACCCUGAAGUGCGUCUGCAAUGCAGAGACGACGGAGCCCAUCGACGAGCUGAGCAUAGAGGCUGUAGAAUGCUGCCAGCAACUUGGAAGCCAGGCUAUGAGAGUGUCGGACAUCAUCGGGGGUAAGGACAAGGUGGUGUACCGGCUCAUCCAAGAGGGAAUCGACAGGGUCAACUCCCGAGCGACAUCCAACGCCCAGCGCAUACAGAAGUGGGCUGUGCUGCCAAGAGACUUCUCAGUCUCCGGAGGGGAACUCGGUCCCACGAUGAAACUGCGCAGACCCGUCGUCCUGGAGUUAUAUCGGCAGGAAAUCGAGGCGUUCUACACAGAAUGAACAUGUAGCUAAUCCUACUACCCAAUGGGGCGCCUCUAAACCAUAACAUACUGUACUGCUGUUCCAUUAAUGUGGGGGCCUCCCUCCUCUGCUCCUCCUCACCAUGACCACUAGGCACAGUUCUCAUCUUUUUAAUGUCAGCUCCAUCCUCAAAUUGCUCAUUUCAACAUGAUUUUCACUUUAGUUACCAAAUUACACCAUUUUCAGAAAUCACUGACCGACUGACCUGUUCACACAGGAUUAUACUUAAGUUUGGUUCCUCUGAUUCUGGGCAUCUUUGCAAAUACUACCAAGGGGUCCAUCCAUCCUCUGACCAUUUACCCUGGUCAGGGCUGAUGGGGAACCUGGAACCAAUCCCAGGCAUAUUACAUCACAAGGCUGGGUACAGCCUGGACAGGACACUAGUCCACCACAGGGCACACAGGCACACGCACAAUAUGCAAUUUAUAGACACCAGCUCCAUGUCUUUGGACUGCAGAAGGACACUAGCACAGCACUAUGACAUCAUGCAAACUCCACACAGAGCAGGGUUGGAACUGGAAACCCCAACCCUAGAGAUGUGAGGCUACAGCGCCCCCCAACGACUGCCCAGUGAUAUAGCAAACACAAACAGAGCUCACUCACAUAGAAGGGACAGAUUUGGAUGCCAGAAAUAUUUUUAUUUUAAGUUUCUGUGCUUGAAGAUGCAGUGGUCCAGAUCUUUAAAAAAAUAAAGCAGACACAAAACCUU
This is a messenger RNA of Paramormyrops kingsleyae, 2961 nucleotides long. It is a transcript of the gene acsbg1, whose product is annotated as acyl-CoA synthetase bubblegum family member 1. Gene Ontology annotation, molecular function: long-chain fatty acid-CoA ligase activity. Lineage: Eukaryota; Metazoa; Chordata; Actinopteri; Osteoglossiformes; Mormyridae. The record is from RefSeq and is a predicted model, not a curated record. Gene Ontology annotation, cellular component: membrane; endoplasmic reticulum.